CAAAACCAGUGGACGGAGAGGGGAGCCUCGCUCUCCUCUCCACUUCGCAGAGCCAAAAGAAAAAACAGGGAAAAAAAAGCGACCCUUCUCUCUCUAUUUCGCUCGGUCUUUUAAGUAAAUAUAAACGCCGCAGAGGGAGGCGGAAUAUUGUGAACUCCGAAGCCGUCUCCUUGCUCUCUCUCUCUCUCUCUCUCUCUUCCGCUCGAAGAGAAGGAGAGAUCGGUGGGAGUUUAUCUGGAUCGAGUUGGAGGAACAUGAUGCCAUAGGGGUGCUCGCAUGACUGCCUUGAAUUGGUGUUUUCCUAUAAACAAUUCUUCCCUUCUUCAUGUGGUGCCAUGAACGGUUCCUUGUGAGAGUGGUGCAUCUUAUUCUUUAAGUCCUAGUUGGCCAUGAGGAAGGAAAAUUCCAUAACUGCUGGUUAUAGAGUGCCUACUGUUCGAAUCACACGAGCUCGAGCUGCUGCCAUCCGUGCAAAUGGGGGUGGGGGCGUGCUCCCUUUGUUACCAUCACUUGCGAAGCGAGAGAAGAUGCAAACACAACAAGGAAAAUCAAAGAGGGCGCCUACAGAUGAGAACAGUCAAACUGCUUCUCUUAGUGCAGGUUUUCAGCACAAAAAGAGAGCAGUACUUAAGGAUGUCAGCAAUGUAUGUGCUGAUAAUUCAUAUAGGCACUGCAUUCCUGCAGCAAACGUGCAGUCUAAGACCUCCCCUCAGGUUAAACUGGGUGGCUCUAAAGCCAAGCGAUGGUCUGACCAGAAGAAUUCUAAGUUAGCCACAGCCACGUCUGUUGAAACUGCGAUACUUCAUGAUUUUGUGAAAAAUAAGGUGGCUGAAGAGAUACCAGAGGUAGGAAUAUUGGAAUCAAAAGAAGCAACUGUUUCAGCAAAAGUGGAUGAAUGCCUUUUAGCCCUACAAGAUAUGGAGUGUCUCAGGGAUAGUGAGAGCACAUGUGAUACAACUUUCUUCAAGGAACAUAACUUCAGAGAAGGAACUGAAAUCAUCAAUCAUUCAAAGAAUGAUGCAGGAGGCUUCACCGGGAAAGAUAUUGUAGAUAUUGAUGCUGACCAUGGAAUUCCUCAGAUGUGUAACAUUUAUGCUGAGGACAUAUAUACCAAUUUACGUGCUGCAGAGCUUAUUCGAAGGCCUUUCUCCAAUUUCAUGGAAACAAUGCAGCGAGAUAUCACACAAAACAUGCGGGGCAUUUUAAUUGAUUGGCUUGUGGAGGUUUCUGAGGAAUAUAGACUUGUUCCAGAUACGCUUUACCUUACAGUUUAUAUUAUUGACUGUUUUCUAUCUCACAACUAUAUUGAACGACAAAGGCUGCAACUACUUGGCAUUACAUGCAUGCUGAUUGCCUCGAAAUAUGAAGAAAUUUGCGCUCCUUCUGUUGAAGAAUUCUGUUUUAUUACAGACAACACGUACACUAAGGCAGAGGUUGUCAAAAUGGAGAGUCAAGUACUGAAUUAUUUAGGCUUUCAACUAUCUGUGCCCACCAUAAAAACAUUUCUCAGGUUUUUAGAUCUACCAGAAUUAAACAAUUUCAUAACUCAUCUGAGAUUCGUUCGAGCAGCACAAGCAACAUAUAAGGUUCCAAGUCUAGCAUUGGGAUACUUGGCUAAUUAUCUGGCAGAGCUGACACUGAUUGAAUGUAGCUUCCUGAAGUUUCUUCCUUCAGCCAUAGCUGCAUCUGCUGUGCUUCUUGCUAGAUGGACGCUGGAUCAGUCUGACUAUCCAUGGAAUCCUACUCUGGAGCAUUACACCUCAUAUAAGGCUUCAGAUCUUAAAGCAACAGUUCUUGCAUUGCAAGAGUUGCAGAUGAACUCCAAAAACUGCCCCCUGAAUGCUAUUCGUGAGAAGUAUAGUCUGCAGAAGAUCGAACGUGUGGCUGCUCUGACAUCUCCAACAUUGCCGCAAUCAAUCUUUUGUUGAUUGUGAUCUAUGCCUCUAUCUUCCAUGGGCUGUGCCAUUGGAGAGUGAUCGCACUAAAGUUUCAUUACCUCUUUUCUGAUUCUUAGCAAAGACUGGAUCUACUGAUUAUCUAUUUGUCCGUUUCUUUUGAUCUUCAUUUAUGGUGGUGGGUGGUGCCUACUUUUUCAUUUUAAAUAUUCUGGCUCUGGUAUUUCCAAGCCAGCCUGUGAAACGAAAAGUUUAUAAGAGGGAUGGGAGUGGCUGAAAUAUGCCAAAACAAAUGUUUAGUUCAUUUCAUGAUUUUAUUUUCUCAUGCAAAAAAACAGCUUAUGCAUGGAUUCAUGCUUGUCUGUCUGCGAGAGGAAAUUGUAACUUUCUGACAUAAAUUUGAAAUUUCGAUAAUUUUCACUUUA
Phoenix dactylifera (date palm) is the source of this 2320-nucleotide messenger RNA. Its product is annotated as cyclin-A2-1-like. Gene Ontology annotation, molecular function: cyclin-dependent protein serine/threonine kinase regulator activity. Gene Ontology annotation, biological process: mitotic cell cycle phase transition. The record is from RefSeq and is a predicted model, not a curated record. Lineage: Eukaryota; Viridiplantae; Streptophyta; Magnoliopsida; Arecales; Arecaceae.